GCGUCGGGGGGGGCCCGGGGCGCAGAGCGGUUUGGUCGUUGGUGCGGAGCGUGUCUGUGCUGUGCUCGGUGCUCGGCGCUCGGCUCUGCGGCUCCCGGGGGGCAGCGGCUGCGGCAAUCGGAAAGGCGGCCUGACGCUUCGCGGUUAGGUUCAAGACAAUGGCCCGGACCAAGCAGACUGCGCGCAAGUCCACCGGAGGCAAAGCCCCCCGCAAACAGCUGGCCACGAAGGCUGCCCGGAAAAGCGCUCCCUCGACCGGCGGCGUGAAGAAGCCGCAUCGCUACAGGCCCGGCACCGUGGCGCUCCGGGAGAUCCGCCGUUACCAGAAGUCGACGGAGCUGCUGAUCCGGAAGCUGCCCUUCCAGCGGCUGGUGCGGGAGAUCGCGCAGGACUUCAAGACGGACCUGCGGUUCCAGAGCGCGGCCAUCGGCGCGCUGCAGGAGGCCAGCGAGGCGUACCUGGUGGGUCUGUUCGAGGACACGAACCUGUGCGCCAUCCACGCCAAGAGAGUGACCAUCAUGCCCAAAGACAUCCAGCUGGCUCGCCGGAUACGGGGAGAGCGAGCUUGAGUGGAGGCGGUUUUUAUGGCGUUUUGUAGUAAAUUCUGUAAAAUACUUUGGUUUAAUUUGUGACUUUUUUUGUAAGAAAUUGUUUAUAAUAUGUUGCAUUUGUACUUAAGUCAUUCCAUCUUUCACUCAGGAUGAAUGCGAGAAGUGACUGGUCUCGGGCCUCGGUCACAGGCUGGGGUUGGGGGGACACGCUGCUCAUGCGCAGAAGGGAUGGGUGAACUUCCUGCUUCUCAUGAUGCAUGUUUCUGUAUGUUACUGACUUGUUGGGUAGCUAUUAAGGUACUAGAAGUGAUAAAUGUGUACAGGGUCCUUUUGCAAUAAAACUGGUUAUGACUUGAUCCAAGUGUUUAACAGUUGGGGCUGUUAAGUCUGACCAUACAUCACUGUGAUAGAAUGUGGGCUUUUCCAAGGGUGAAGAUGCAAGUCUUAACCACAGCGUAACUUAGUUUCCUUAAAAAAAAAAAACAAACAAAAAAAAGUAAACCUGGCAGCUAUAGAAUACACUAUGUGCAUUUAUAAUAGCUAUUUUAUAUAUUGUAGUGUCAACAUUUUUAAAUUAAAUGUUUUGCAUUCACAAGUGGUGGGGAGUCUUGUCAUUAAGAUGUCUUGUGAUUAGAGUUCAGUCGGGCUUUCCUGACUAGACUGCACUUGCUUUCCUAGUAGUAAAUGCUUUGUGCAUUAGACCUUGCAUAAGUCCUCAUUCUACCACAUGCUAACUAACCCUCUAGCUGAUAAUGCAAACACUAAUGGGGAAGUUUUAUUUAUAAGGGCUCUAGAAUAAAGUUACUCGCACCAGCAUCAUCUGUUACUAAUCUGAGCUAGUUAGUGCAGCUUUGCAUCGUGUUGUGGUCGGUCUUGUCACUAGGUUUUCUCUCCUCGGCCAAGAGGAAGCUAUGUUGUGGAGUUUUCUAAUCCCGUAGUGAAUGCCUGCUGUGGGAGCGGCGCCCUCGGCACCUGCUCACUGGACCUCUGCCAGUUGGUGUCUGGUUAGGCUACAUCUGGGUCCUGUCCUGUCUGGGAAAAUCACUUUUAUAGAGAUGGCCUUCCAAGUGGUUUUUAAAUUUAUCCUUCUAUCGAAGUUUUUAGGUCAAUUAUGUAUGUUGACUAAAUUUACAAAUAAACUUGUUUAUCCAA
Molecule: messenger RNA, 1703 nt
Organism: Ochotona princeps (American pika)
Lineage: Eukaryota; Metazoa; Chordata; Mammalia; Lagomorpha; Ochotonidae
Product: histone H3.3A
Exons: 4
Coding region: 159-569 (136 amino acids)
Cellular component (GO): nucleosome
Molecular function (GO): DNA binding; structural constituent of chromatin; protein heterodimerization activity
Source: RefSeq, a predicted model, not a curated record